This is a messenger RNA of Sycon ciliatum, 4357 nucleotides long. RefSeq names its product UDP-N-acetylglucosamine--peptide N-acetylglucosaminyltransferase 110 kDa subunit-like. The record is from RefSeq and is a predicted model, not a curated record. Gene Ontology annotation, molecular function: protein O-acetylglucosaminyltransferase activity; protein binding. Gene Ontology annotation, biological process: protein O-linked glycosylation; RNA processing. The transcript is spliced from 17 exons. Bases 156 to 3269 code for a protein of 1037 amino acids. NCBI's taxonomy places the organism in Eukaryota, Metazoa, Porifera, Calcarea, Leucosolenida, Sycettidae.
CCGUUUCUUUUGCUGCCUUGAACGUUGAGUCGUUUGUGUUGUGUAAUUUAUGUUCCUUUGACUUCGAACGUGAAGCCAGGUCGUCACUUUCCCUCUAUUUUCUAUUGUUGCUGUCCUUUUGAUGGGGGUUUCGACCCGCUUAGUAGUGAUGCGUAAUGGCAGGUGAUGCUUUGACUUACAACAGGGAACUCGCCGAGCUGGCUCAUCAUCACUAUCAGUCGGGCGAGUAUGAGUUAGCCGAGCAGCAUGCGCUGGAGUUAUGGAAACGCGAUCCAGGAAACACAGGAGUCCUACUGUUGCUUUCUUCCAUUCAUUUUCAGCGUCGACGAUUAGACAAGUCUGCUACAUUUUCUAGCCUGGCCAUCAAGGCAAACCCAAUGCUGGCAGAAGCAUACUCAAAUUUGGGCAAUGUGUUCAAGGAGAGAGGAAAGAUCACCGAUGCAUUGGACCAUUAUCGCUAUGCGGUGAACCUAAAGCCUGACUUCAUCGAUGGCUAUAUCAACCUGGCAGCUGCCUUGGUGCAGGCUGGUGAGCUCGAGCAAGCCGUACAGGCUUAUGCUCGAGCGCUGCAACUCAACCCAGAGCUAUAUUGCGUCAGGAGUGACCUUGGCAACUUGUUUAAGGCUUUAGGGCGUUUAGAAGAAGCGAAGGCUUGUUACUUGAAGGCGAUCGAGACGCAGCCGAGCUUCGCCGUGGCGUGGAGCAACUUGGGCUGUGUGUUUAACUGUAUGGGCGAAGUGUGGCUGGCCAUUCAUCACUUUGAGAAAGCAACUCAGCUUGAUCCAAGUUUCUUGGAUGCGUUCAUCAACCUCGGAAAUGUUUUGAAGGAAGCUAGAAUAUUUGACCGAGCUGUACAAGCCUACCUGCGUGCACUUAACAUCAGCCCGAGCCAUCCCAUCGUCCUGGGCAAUUUGGCUUGUGUUUACUAUGAGCAAGGUUUAUCAGAGCUUGCCGUGGACACCUAUCGGCGUGCUAUUGAGCUACAGCCAAACUUUCCUGAUGCGUUCUGUAACUUGGCUAAUGCGCUGAAAGAGCAGGGCAAGGUUGGGGAAGCGGAGGACUGUUACAACCAUGCACUCCGCUUGUGUCCAACACAUGCUGAUUCACUCAAUAACUUGGCCAAUAUCAAGCGAGAACAAGGCCACAUCGAGGAGGCAACACGCAUCUACCUAAGGGCGCUGGAAAUUUUCCCCGACUUUGCAGCCGCUCAUUCCAAUGUGGCCAGUAUUUUACAGCAACAGGGUCGCCUUCAUGAAGCACUUGGGCAUUACAAGGAAGCUAUACGGAUUGCCCCAAACUUUGCUGACGCAUAUAGCAACAUGGGUAAUACGUUGAAGGAAAUGCAAGACAUCCAGGGUGCCAUUGAGUGCUACACGCGAGCUAUUCAAAUCAAUCCAGCGUUUGCCGAUGCACACAGUAACCUCGCGUCCAUCGACAAGGACUCGGGCAAUAUACCAGAAGCUAUUACCAAUUAUCGCAUGGCGCUGAAGCUAAAGUCUGACUUCCCCGAUGCUUAUUGUAACCUUGUGCACUGUUUGCAGAUUAUCUGUGACUACAGUGACUAUGAUACGCGCAUGCACAAGCUCUGUCACAUCGUUGCCGACCAGCUGGAGAAGAACAGGCUACCGUCUGUACAUCCGCACCACAGUAUGCUGUAUCCUCUGACGCACGAGCAACGGAAAGCAAUUGCUGCCCGACACGGCAAUCUGUGCAUCGACCGAGUUGCCUUGCUCCAUAAGAGGCCGUUCAGUUACCCGACAGACCUGUCAGCUACGGGCGGGCGACUGCGCAUUGGGUAUGUGUCAUCUGAUUUUGGCAAUCACCCGACAUCUCAUCUUAUGCAGAGUGUACCUGGCUUCCACACAGACAAGGUCGAGGUCUUCUGCUAUGCCUUGUCAGCCGAUGACAACACGAUGUUCCGGCGGAAGAUAAUGCAUGAAGCACACAAUUUCGUCGAUCUUUCUCAAACACCGUGCAAUGGCAAGGCCGCUGAUCUCAUCAACCGUGACAAUAUCCAUAUCCUGGUCAAUAUGAAUGGCUACACCAAAGGUGCUCGCAAUGAAAUCUUUGCGUUGCGGCCGGCACCUGUCCAGGUGAUGUGGCUUGGCUAUCCCGGUAGCAGCGGAGCAUCGUUCAUGGACUACAUCGUUACAGAUGGUUACACGUCACCUUUGGAGCUUGCUCACCUGUACUCAGAGAAGCUGGCCUUCAUGCCUCACACAUUCUUUAUUGGAGACCAUGCUCAGAUGUUCCCACAUCUGUUGGCAGAAGGUGACGGUGUGCAAGGAGUAGACCUCACCAACAUUCAGCCACUGUACAUUGAUCCUAUCAGUAAACGGCCACCACCACCAGCAACGGCAGCAGCAGCAACAGUAUCUACAGCUGUUACAUCAGCCAUUGGCCUUGCAGCAAACACGACGGGACAUACUAAUGGUCUUGCAAAGGCAAACAUCUUGGUAACAGGUGAUAUGCUACCAGCUAAUGGUCACAAUGAUGUACAGUCUGCAAGACCUGCUACCAUCAACACCAUCAUUGCUGCUCCCAAUGGCGUAGUAGUCACAAGUGUUGCACAGCAACAGGUGCUGUCGCUGAGUGCGCGGGUAGCAAACGGUGAGCUUCCUCCGUCCUGCCUGCCGUUGACUGUACGCAGUCAAUACAACCUGCCAGCUGGCAAGAUUGUCUACUGCAACUUCAAUCAGCUGUACAAGAUCAACCCGGCUACACUGCGCAUGUGGGCGAAUAUCUUGAAGGCAGUUCCGAACUCUGUGCUGUGGUUACUGCGAUUCCCGGCUCAUGGAGAGACCAAUGUGACUGCCGCUCUAACUGGUCUGGGCGUAGCCAGUGACCAAAUCAUUUUCUCUCCCGUUGCGCCGAAAGAGGAGCAUGUACGUCGUGGCCGGCUGGCUGAUGUGUGUCUGGAUACGCCACUGUGCAAUGGCCACACCACGGGUAUGGAUGUACUGUGGGCCGGCACCCCGAUGGUGACGCUGCGCGCCGAAACUCUGGCGUCGAGGGUGGCUUCAUCGCAGCUGUUCACGCUUGGUUUCCCAGAGCUUGUUGCUGAUACUGCAGAACAGUAUGAAGACAUUGCUAUUCAACUGGGCAACAAUCCCACUGAGCUUCAAAAUGUGCGAGCAAAAGUGCGAACGGCCCGGCAGGCAUCUCCUCUCUUCAACACAAAGCAAUACACGCAUGAUCUGGAAGGUCUCUUCUUCAAGUUAUGGCGGCGGAAAGAGCAAGGUCUGCCUCCAGAUCAUGUCACUGAAUAGUGAGUUUCAUGUAACAGUCCUCCUUUCCCUCUGGGCUUGCUUUGCUCAAUAUCUGUCUCUUUGUCUGUUUUUACCUGAUUGCUUUCGUCCAGUUAUUUUAUCCCACCCUGCUGAGUUAUGUCCUAGGUUGUGUUGGCGCCUCUGUCGCUACUGCUCUCUGCUGUGCUGUGCUGUGCUUCUUCUUCUUAUAGGCUGUAGAGAUUCCUCUUUUGUGCUGCUGCUGCUGCUGGUGUGCUGAUGAGCUUCCUGGGUGAAACUUGCUUUCUGUCUAGUCUCAUGCUGCUCAUACCAUUCCUUACUCCUCCUCUCCCUUUAGGCCCAGCUGGUUAGGUGGCUGAUGCAGAUCUUGACGGUGAUGAUCGUGAAUGUGUGUAAUUGUGAUUGUGAUGAUCGUAGACCACACUGCAGGUGUGUGUGUGUGUGUGUAAUUGUGAUUGUGGUGUGUGUGUGUGUGUGCGUGCGUGCGUGCGUGUGUGUUCAAACACAUCAGUAGUGCCAGUACAUGCACUAGAUGCCAUUUUAGUACCUUAUGCCGCCGUGCCUUGGUGCGUUCCGACCAAGCAUAUGAAAAUGAUGAUGCCUACUGAUGUAUUCAUCUUCCACCCAGUUAAUUUUGGGAUGAAUUUUACCUGUGUAAAUGCCUUUUACUAAUGCCUUUUACUUUACUUUCGGGGGACAUGUACAUCUGUCCCAUCCAUCUGUAUAGUUUGUCUAGAGCUAGAGGUCUAUUUUAUGCUGGUUGUGCUUGCUUUUUUUAACCGUUUGUAAAAAAGAUUCAUCUGCUGGUGCUCUUUUCGCAUACCAUCUACAUUACAGUAUUUGCUUAUUAUGUCCGGGUUUCUUUUUAAACAACUUUAUACCAAGCGUAUCGUACGCCCGAUAGGCCCUCCACUGAUUUCGUCAACGUGUGCACGUGCAUUCUGAUCUGGCGUUUUUUUUAUUAUUAUUACGAAUGCUAUGGUGUCUGCUAUCUGUCUAUUGUACAUGAUUGUACUGUGUGUUGUGCUCUGCUACCACUGCUGAUCAUUGUGCUAUAUUCUGUUUUGGGCUUACCACGCCCUGUGAUGUUCACGAAAGUACUCUUCUAA